UACUUAACAGCAAACUGAUUUGCCGCGGAAACUUUUAAGUCAACUGUAGUAUUAGUUUAAUUAAUCGAUAGUUAAAUUAAAUUUUAAAAGUCCCCGAUAUACGAGUACAGCAAGAACAUAAAGAAAAAGUAAACGUAAUCGUUAACCGUCCUUGAACUUUUGAUUAAAAAGAAAUUGAAUCGAAUUACUGAUUGUUAUAAGCUACGUGACAGAUCAGUGGACCGCAGCGGGAGCUGUGGGAAAAGAUUUCACUGAACAUUCGAGAAAAAAGUCUCGCGCGCAACAUGGCGGCGCCGUUUCAUUUUGCAAAGCACAAGCAGCCGACCGUUGUGAAAGAUGACGUCGGUUGCAAUGCACGUUAUAUAAAAUAAACAGUUUGUAUUGCAGAUUUUAUUGUAUUGUACGACCAGGUGUGAGAGAACUUGUUUUUGUCCACCAAAUUGAAAAGAUUGAAUGACAAUGAAGUUACAACUGCUAGCUCUGGCACUGCUGCACAUGGCGCUGGGCCUGCCAGUGACUCUCGACGAUCUGCAGAUGGCAGAUGACACUAUGUCCGUUGGCACGUACGUUCGAGAAGUGCGAGCGGCCUCACCUGAUAACUACCACAAGUCGUACGAGAACGAAGGCGACGGUGAGAUCGGGUAUGCGCGCAAAAAGUCAGGUGGUGGUAAAAAGGGCUACCAGCACUUCGACUCGUUCCACAAAAAGGCGGGUGACCACUACGAGUUCGAGAAGGAGGACUCAUACGGUCUCGACAAGGAAGAGCAGGCCGGAGCGCACAGCCAGCCACAAGAGAAAGCUGAAAAAUAUCACGAAGCAGAACCAGAGAGAGGCAAUGAAGAAGCUGCCGAAGAAGAUGGGGAAGAGAAACGGAAUGAGGAACUAAAACUGGGAGGCAGCGAUGGCAACGGCGGGGUAGAAGCUCACGGCCAUAACCCAGAUGAUUACAAACUGCCUGAAAAAUACACUUAUGGUGCAGGAGAAGAAUAUAACUUUUAAAGAAUGGUGUAAUUAGAUUUUAAA
Molecule: messenger RNA, 1023 nt
Organism: Papilio polytes (common Mormon)
Lineage: Eukaryota; Metazoa; Arthropoda; Insecta; Lepidoptera; Papilionidae
Product: sarcalumenin-like
Exons: 5
Coding region: 454-999 (181 amino acids)
Source: RefSeq, a predicted model, not a curated record